AGGCAAGGCAAGCAUCUUGGAGAGUAUUUCGAAGUGCUUCGUCGUCUGAAAGUACUUCUAUUUUAAUCCUCUCUCUGAAUUCAAACUUCAAAGGGUUGCUCGCAGUCUUCGUUCUUCGGGGCGAAGGUUUUUAAGCUGUGCGAACGGCGAUCUUCCCAAUAGGGGUCGCCGGAGAUGGCAGACGACAAAGCGGCGAUCGUGAUGGCGGGCAGAGAUAGAGAGCGAGACCUAGAGCUUCUAAUUCCGGUCACUGGCUCGCCAAAUGACGAAGCCUCCGCCAAGCCCUCGUCGUCUUUAUCGUCCUCGCAGCAGACUGGCCGCCAGACAUUUUACAGAGUCUUUAGGAGCUGGGCCUCAAAAAAGUUCAUGACCGGAUGUGUCAUUCUAUUUCCAAUUGCAAUAACUUUCUAUAUAACAUGGUGGUUUAUUCACUUUGUUGAUGGAUUUUUUUCUCCGAUCUAUGCUCAACUUGGAAUUGAUAUCUUUGGUCUUGGGUUUGCAACAUCAGUCACGUUCAUCUUCCUUGUUGGGGUAUUCAUGUCAUCAUGGUUGGGUGCUUCUGUUUUGGCUCUUGGAGAGUGGUUCAUCAAGCGCAUGCCAUUUGUUCGUCAUAUAUACAAUGCCUCUAAGCAGAUUAGUUCUGCUAUUUCACCAGAUCAAAACACCCAAGCCUUCAAGGAAGUUGCCAUCAUUAGGCACCCCCGUGUUGGUGAAUAUGCAUUUGGGUUCAUUACUUCAACUGUCACUCUCCAGAAUUAUUCUGGAGAGGAGGAGCUAUGUUGUGUCUAUGUUCCCACCAAUCAUCUUUACAUUGGUGAUGUUUUCCUAGUUAACUCACAGGAUGUUAUUAGACCGAAUUUAUCUGUACGGGAAGGAAUUGAGAUCGUGGUUUCUGGAGGCAUGUCAAUGCCUCAGAUUCUAUCCAUACUGGAUUCACACGCCAGACCAAUUGAUAGUAGAAGAUUGACUAGAAGCUGAGACUGAAUAUAUACUAUUGUUGGCUGCGCAAAUCAAUCGACCAUCUUAAGCGCUGAUGCAGUCGUUGGAGUUGGGCACCAAAACCUUUAGUGUCGGCAAAUCAUAACUUGUAAUAGAAAUUUGAUUAUGGUAGUUGGGUUUGAUUUCAUAUGGGUUAGAUUUUAGAAUACUUGUUGAUUCAGUAUGGGGAUGACCGGAUGGGAGUGCAUUAGCAUUAGAGUUUUUCACUUCAUUCUAAUUCAAUCGAGAAUGUAUACUUUCUUCUUGGUGAGUUACAUUCCGUUGCAUCAGAUGUAUAUUUGAGCAUGUACAUAUUUGCAGCAACAUUUCUAUGCUUCAACUGAACUAAAGAACUUGCCAUCCCAUCGUAGUAAAAUUUUGGAUUAUUUGGAUUUUUUUA
Molecule: messenger RNA, 1378 nt
Organism: Momordica charantia (bitter melon)
Lineage: Eukaryota; Viridiplantae; Streptophyta; Magnoliopsida; Cucurbitales; Cucurbitaceae
Product: protein LIKE COV 1
Biological process (GO): stem vascular tissue pattern formation
Cellular component (GO): Golgi apparatus
Source: RefSeq, a predicted model, not a curated record